GCCCUGAAACUCUUGACUCAAGAGAACGUCUUGGUCGGUGGCUUCUUCGUGAUUUCGGGGUACGUGUCAGCCUACACCACCACAAAGCUUGGGGCUUUGGGGGUUGAGGAGAAAAAGGUUGCAAACCCGGAGCUCUUCUUUUGGCAGCGUGUCAUGGCCUACUACCCACUUCAUUUCGUUUCGAGUGCCAUUUUUGCUCCUAUGUUCAUUUGGGCGGAGAGGAACUUCAAGGCCACUUGGAACAUGAUUGCCUUCCGAGCCUUCUUGAACUUCAGCAUGUUGCAAGCUUGGUUCCCCAAGGAAGCCGAAAUCUGGAAUCAGCCAACCUGGUUCUUGUCGGCCCUGACAUUCUCCAAUCUCACCAUGCCCACCUUGGUGUUGCCUUCGGUUGCAAACCUCACGAAGAACGGUCUGCAAAAGCUUUUGGCAGCUUUGUGGGGAGUCUCUCUCUUGCAAAAGGUCUCCUAUUCUGAGACUGCUCGCUUCCACAGCCACCAUGAGCACCCUGUUGAUGGCAAAGUGAUGAUGCCUUUGAUUUGGAAUUUGACUCGCUUCCAUCCGAUUUGGGCUCUUUUCGAGAUGACCACCGGCAUCAUUGCGGCUCGCCACGUGAUGCUGGACACUGAAGAAGAGAAGAAGAGAAAGCCAAUGAAUCCAAUCUGGCUUUUCUUGGCCGCAUACUCUUCGCUGGCACUCCGACUGACCAAGUUUGACUUCAACGAUGCGAUCAUCCGAGGAGUCCUUUUCGUUCCUCUUUUCACGGAGUUCUUGACCGCCAUGCACAGGGAUGCUCUGACUCCAAACCCAUCGGCGAUCACCAAGUUCUUCGGUUGCAAGAUCAUGGCAACCUUGGGCUCCCUCGCCUUCCCGAUGUUUAUCGUGCACGGGCCUGUUGGCCAGGUGUUCUACAAGAAGGUAAUCGCGAAAAAGCUUUGGGGGAAGCCUAUGCCGCACAGUUUCUUCCCUUUCUACUUGGCAAUUUGCUUGGCCAUCAGCCAUUUCACCAACGAGUACUUUGUGAAGAACAAGAAGGUGGGUGCCUUCUUCGGCAAGGUUGCUCAGUUCUUGGCAAAUUGGACUGAGGGCAUGCUGAGGGAUCGCUAAAUUUUGAUGCAGCUGUAGAGGAACAACAGACCGAUGAAGGUCUUGUUGACGCUCGCCCAGUUGCAUGAGCUGUGAGUGCUCGAUCCACACGAAAUGUGGUGAAUUCAUUUUUUAGAAGCAUGCCUUGUGUUGGCCGGGCACAUGCCGCUAAGAAGGCCAGCCAUUGGAUGUGUCUCUUGAGACAGGGGG
Molecule: messenger RNA, 1293 nt
Organism: Durusdinium trenchii
Lineage: Eukaryota; Dinophyceae; Suessiales; Symbiodiniaceae
Source: the annotation of a GenBank genome assembly